AUGAACCAAGCUUUGAAAUAUAGCUCAAACACGGAUGCCCAUCUCAGAAGCGCAAGACAUCAGCGAUGGCUACAACAAAACCAACUCAAUGCUGUUCCGCAAGAGUCAACUUCCAUGGAACUAGAUUCUGCCCAGCAGUCUGAGCAGCCUCUUUGCGACGACCAAUGCGACUAUGACUUUGAAGACGAUGAUGACGACCGAGAGUCUGAUUUUCGUAAUGAAUAUGGUGUCGACGGAUCUGACAACGUAGCGUCAGAUGUCGAGUUGGAUACCCUCGCUGUCAGAGUUACUGUGCAUACAAAAGCUGCUGAAGAUUCGGAGCAAUCCAUUGACGACAGUGUGUUUGACGAAACUGUCGACAUGGGCAACAUACUGGCCAACCAGACGACCAUUAACUUGUCUGCCAUGACGGAGAGCAAUCGAAACGAUUUCUUUCCGUACCUUGCCGAUGGCAUCGAAUUGGCCAAAACGAACGAGCAUUUGACGGUCCCCGUCAAAGUAUUGGGCUAUGUGGCAUACGGAAACCAGAGAGCCAAAGAUAGAGAUGACACAUGUGCAGAAAACGAAAGAGUCGACUAG
Molecule: messenger RNA, 579 nt
Organism: Zychaea mexicana
Lineage: Eukaryota; Fungi; Mucoromycota; Mucoromycetes; Mucorales; Lichtheimiaceae
Exons: 4
Coding region: 1-579 (192 amino acids)
Source: RefSeq, a predicted model, not a curated record